UGGAAUCUAAUUAAUUACUUGGUGACCCUGUGAAUUUAUUUACCACCAGUUACUUAAUCAUCCAGUUUUCGAAUACAUCGUCAUGAAGGAUGAAGUAAUUUCCAUGGGAACUGUUGAUUAUUGGAAAAUCACUUUCAUCUCUCUUCAAGGGAAAGAAUUUUAAUUAACAAUCAGCUGAUGACAAGAGAAAGAAAACGAAAAAGUGAAAAGAAAAAAUAAAAAUUCUAUUUAUGGAAAAUCAAGUGAUCGUUUUCAAAGUGAUGCCUUUUCAUUUCCAUUCACAAGUUGGGCCUGAGAAAUUUACCUAUGGAAAAUUGAUUGUCCUUACAAUUAACACUUUGAUUUCAUAAAUUGCUGAUUAAUUAGGCGAUGUUAGCGAUUUGAGGGAUUUAAGUUUUGCGCAAAGUUCAUCAACUGAAUCAACCUAAGAAUCAGUUACUUAGCAACUGAAUCUGGUUGAUUUCCAAUGUAAAGUUUAUAUUUAAACACCAGUUGUGAGUAAUUUAGAGUAACCAAAAUAUUGUCUCUUUUUGUUGUUGAUAAUUUUUGUUCCCUCAGGGCUUUUGACGUUGAUAAUUGUGGUUUUAUCUGUUUACUUUGUGAAAUUUUUUCCGAUCAUUGGAGAAAAGAGUGAACAAAAAAGCGAUGCCAUCAACUGAUGAUUAUUUACUUCUUUUACCUAAUCGAUUUAGAGAGAGACAAUUUCUUCACAAAGUUGCUGCUACUCUUUUCGUUUGUGUCAUUUUUUUCUCAGUCUCUUUCUUUGUCUCUUCAUAUUUUCAAUCAAAAUACACAAAACCCUCAAUUUUAUCUUGUAAAAAACCCGAUUAUGAUUACGAUUUAUUGGCCGUUCGUUGGACACCAACUUUCUGCUCUUAUCAAAAAUGUAUCAACUCAACUGAAGAUUGGGAUAUUCACGGUCUUUGGCCUAGUUGGAAAAAUAAAUCACAAGGGCCACAAUUUUGCUGCCGAUCUUGGGGAUUCAGUCAAACUGAAAUAACAUCACUAAUCUCAGAAUUAAAUGAGCAAUGGCCUAAUCAAAAACAGAAUCAAUCUCUUGAUAGUUUAUGGAAACACGAAUGGACUAAACAUGGUACAUGUUCAAAUGUCGCUCGUUCUGGUGGUAUGAUCGCUUAUUUCAACACAACAUUGUCUUUGUUUGCUAAAUAUCCACUCGAAAAAUGGCUUAACAAUAGCGGGAUCAUACCAACACCAAUAGAAGAUAAAUUUGCUUAUGAUAUUGAUAAAAUUCACCAAACCAUUGAAAAUAAUCUUGGUGAUAAAACGAUUACAAUCCAAUGUAAACAAUCAAAAUCAAUUCCAUUAUUGGAUACAAUCUACUUGUGUUUCCAUCCAUCAACCAUGGAUUUGGUCAAUUGUCCGCCCGAUCGCUGUAAAGGAGCAAAAAAGGUCAUUCUACCGAAAAGUCGAUAAUAAUAAGAUAAAUUUUGUAUUGUUUUCGCAUUUAAUAAGGGGAUUGAUUGUUAACUUUUAAUUCACUGUUUUAAUCAAUUAUUCGCAACAGAAUUAUUUUCAACUAAUCCAAUUCACCUAAUCCAUCACCAAACAGAACAAUGAUCGUUUAUAUCAUUUGUGAUUUACUCAAAUCAACUAAUCACAUUGUAUUAAAUUGAUUAAUCUGAA
Panonychus citri (citrus red mite) is the source of this 1644-nucleotide messenger RNA. Its product is annotated as ribonuclease Oy-like. The record is from RefSeq and is a predicted model, not a curated record. The transcript is spliced from 3 exons. Gene Ontology annotation, cellular component: extracellular region. NCBI's taxonomy places the organism in Eukaryota, Metazoa, Arthropoda, Arachnida, Trombidiformes, Tetranychidae. Gene Ontology annotation, biological process: RNA catabolic process. Bases 646 to 1434 code for a protein of 262 amino acids. Gene Ontology annotation, molecular function: ribonuclease T2 activity; RNA binding.